This is a messenger RNA of Coregonus sp. 'balchen', 3049 nucleotides long. Lineage: Eukaryota; Metazoa; Chordata; Actinopteri; Salmoniformes; Salmonidae. The record is from the annotation of a GenBank genome assembly.
AAGGAGAGUACGCAUGGCUCGCUAGCUAGCUUAGCUAACGUUCUUUAGCCCUGUCAUGUAGCUAAUAAACUUCGUAUGAAUCAAAUACUAGCUCAUCAUUACGCUCACUUGGUGUCAUACUCAAGGUGAGUUGCUCUCGUGCUUGCAUUGCAGAGAAAACUAGCUAGCUUGUUUGCUAACAGCUAGCUAGUUAGUUAUACCUGCCUGGCUAGCUACAUCUGAAAGGUUGUAUGCAUUGGUGGAAUGCAUCUAGCUAGCAACCGGGUACUUUCAAAGGUUACAAAUAGAUGACCAUUGGAUAAUGUCAUCGUUUUAUGAUUUAUUGCAUUGCCUAACACAAUAAGGGUCAUGCUGUUAGUUUACUUAGCUAGUUUUAAAUAUUUCUUGCUGACCUUGGGGUUAUUUCCUCAUAUAAUCUAUUUUUAUACUGAACAAAAAUAUAAACACAACGAUUUUACUGAGUUACAGUCCAUACAAGGAAAUCAGUCAAUUGAAAUAAAUAAAUUAGGCCCUAAUCUAUGGAUUUCACAUGACUGGGCAGGGGCGCAGCCAUGAGUGGGCAUGGGCCCACCCACUGGGGAGCCAGGCCCAGCCAAUCAGAAUGAGUUUUUCCCCACAAAAAGGGCUUUAUUACAGACAUAAAUACUCAUCAGUUUCAUCAGCUGUCUGGGUGGCUUGUCUCAGACAAUCCCGCAUGUGAAGAAGCUGGAUGUGGAGUUCCAUUGUCGUGUGAAGGCCGGUUGGUCGUACUGCCAACUUCUUAUGGUUGAGAAAUGAACAUUAAAUUCUCUAGCAACAGCUUUGGUGGACAUUCCUGCAGUCAGCAGGCCAAUUGCACGCUCCCUCAACUUGACACAUCUGUGGCAUUGUGUUGUGUGACAAAACUGCACAUUUGUGGCCUUUUAUUGUCCUCAGCACAAGGUGCUGUGUAAUGAUCAUGCUGUUUUGUCAGGUUCUUUAUAUGCCACACCUGUCAGGUGGAUGGAUUAUCUUGGUAAAUGAGAAAUUCUCACUAACAGGGAUGUAAACAACUUUGUGCACAAAAUUGGAGAGAAAUAAGCAUUUUGUGCUUAUGGAACAUUUCUGGGAUCUUUUAUUUCAGCUCAUGAAACAUGGGACCAACACUUUACAAGUUGUGUUUAUAUUUUUGUUCAGUAUAUGUAAAACAAGUCCUUGAUUUUUCUCAUAUUUCUAGGAUAUUGACACCAGUCUACUACAAUGGAAGUCCUAAUGCAUCACCUUCGGCAGAGAGUCUUACCCCACCUGCCCAGAGCCUUUAUCACUCCUUGUAAGAGCCAUUCAAGCUGUGCUGCUGGAAAUGCCCCAAAGCCAACCCCCACUGACUCCACCUCCCGACCUAGCACACCCCUUCCCCUAGUCUCCCGUCUCUUCCAGCCCUCCAACCUGCGUGAUCUGGGUCAGGAGAGUCGUGCUCAGGGGGAGAUGACCUGCAAGAGCCAGAGACUGAUGCAGCAGGCAGGUCUCAUCCACCCUUCCAACCCUGGCUGUUACUACUUCCUCCCAGCCACAGUGCGCUCCAUGGAGAAGCUGGUGAGGCUGAUCGACCAGGAGAUGCAGAGGAUUGGUGGGCAGAAGCUGGACAUGCCCAGCCUGUGCUCUGCGGAGCUGUGGAGACGCAGCGAGCGCUGGGACCUGAUGGGAAAAGAGCUGUUCCGCCUGAGGGACCGCCACGGAGCUGAGUACUGCCUGGGCCCCACCCAUGAGGAGGCAGUGACAGAGCUGCUAGCCUCCCAGGGAACCCUGUCCUACAGACAGCUGCCUCUAAUGCUCUACCAGGUAUAGGCUACAGUAUGGCACCACAUUCAACCUUAUUCAUUAGUUUAUUCAGAGUGAGGCUUCUUUCUUCUCAUCAUACACUUGGGUUUAUAUUAUAAUGGUAUUAAACUGAUGCGUGUUUCAUUUGUCUAUGCAGAUCACCCGCAAGUUCCGUGAUGAGCCAAAGCCUCGGUUCGGGCUGCUACGGGGGCGGGAGUUCUACAUGAAGGACAUGUACACGUUUGAUGUGAGUGAGGAGGCUGCCUACCACACGUAUGAGUCUGUAUGUCAGGCUUACAACCGCCUCUUCUCCCGGCUGGGCCUGCACAUUGUCCAGGUCCAGGCAGACACAGGGAACAUCGGAGGUAAACUCUCCCACGAGUUCCAGCUCCCAGCAGACAUCGGAGAGGACAGACUACUGGUCUGUGGGAGCUGCUCCUUCUCUGCCAAUGUGGAGACCAUGGAACCAGGCCGGACUGACUGCCCACAGUGCCAGGCAGGCACACUGGUGGAGUCCAAGGGCAUAGAGGUGGGUCAUACAUUCUACCUUGGCACCAAGUACUCCCACAUAUUCAACGCCACCUUCAACAACACCCAGAACAAGCCUGCUGUCACUGAGAUGGGCUGCUUUGGGCUGGGGGUGACCCGGAUCCUCGCUGCCGCCAUAGAGGUGAUGUCCACGGAGGAGGCUAUCCACUGGCCUGGGCUGCUUGCCCCCUACCAGGUCUGUGUUCUGCCACCUAAAAGGGGCAGUAAGGUGGAUGAGGUGGCUGGUUUAGCUGAGGAGCUGGCCCUCUUUCUGGGGGAGGCUUUGCCCAGCCUAAGAGGUGAGGUGGUUCUGGAUGACCGUACACAGAUGACCAUUGGUAAGAGACUGAAGGAUGCCAGUCGGCUUGGAUACCCCUAUGUGGUGGCAGUGGGGCAGAAGGCUACAGAGGAGACACCCAGGUUUGAGGUGAUCUGUCAGCAGACUGGUGAGACUAUGUUCCUCAGUAAGGAUGGGCUGGUAGACCUACUCAGACGAGUGGAGACGGUCUGAGUUGGACCGUUCUUGACCAGGAACGGGACUAAACUACUGAACUCCAUGGAACUCUAUUGCUCCUCUGAAAUGGGCAUGCUUGUGGUUGGGUGGGAUGAUAAGCAGUAAAGAGGCUACUAAGACCAAUCUAAGUCUGAUGCAAACUGAGCUGGACUGAACUGAAAUGUAUUAUUACACUGAGAUGAACAUGCAUGUCUGGGGUAGGGAGGAAGUAGCCCUUGAUCAUGACUCUCA